Molecule: messenger RNA, 804 nt
Organism: Durio zibethinus
Lineage: Eukaryota; Viridiplantae; Streptophyta; Magnoliopsida; Malvales; Malvaceae
Product: transcription initiation factor IIA subunit 2-like
Biological process (GO): transcription initiation at RNA polymerase II promoter
Cellular component (GO): transcription factor TFIIA complex
Source: RefSeq, a predicted model, not a curated record
ACAUAAUCUAGGGUAUAAAAAGCCCCAAAUCUUCUCCGCCCAAAAAAAAUUCCCCCUUCGGAAAACCGAACGGUAAUCUCCUCGCAUCUUCAAAGCUCCAACAUUUCCAAACAUCCAUAAUCGUCGCCUCCAAAUUUCAUUGGGUGAAUAAUGGCGACGUUUGAGCUUUACCGGAGGUCAACGAUCGGGAUGUGCUUGACGGAGACUUUGGACGAGAUGGUUUCAAACGGUACUCUCAGCCCCGAGCUCGCUAUUGAGGUUCUCGUCCAGUUCGAUAAGUCUAUGACUGAAGCCCUGGAAAGUCAAGUGAAGAGCAAGGUUACCAUUGCGGGACAUCUGCACACCUAUAGAUUCUGCGACAAUGUGUGGACCUUCAUCUUACAGGGUGCAUCGUUUAAGAGCGAGGAUUUUGUACAGAAUGUUGAUCGUGUGAAAAUAGUAGCAUGUGACUCAAAGCUGCUCUCACAAUGAAAUGUCAAUCAGUGUUGUGUUUGAUAAUGGUGGAGGGGAUGGUUGACUGAGAUUGGACAUAUAUUGUAAAGCCAUCAACCUUUAUUGGAGGAAUUUUUCUUUUGUACUUCAUUUUACUUUUCAUUCAGAUAACAGAGUGGACAACGGUGAAAAUUUUAGGACAGAAAGAUGGAACCUCUGUAUUUAUGACAUGAAUUUGUUUCUAUUCCCCUGUCAACCUAUUUCAAUCUUGCACCAGCUUGAAUAGGAUAUGGCGAUGUUUGAACUUCGAAGUAUCCAUGUAAUGAGUUGCCUGUUUGAUCUUCCAUUCUUGAUUGAAUUGAUUUUUUUUUU